GGGAACGGAUGAAGAUAACAUGGGGGAUGGUUGCUCUCAGAAGCUGGCUUCGGCCAAGUUUCUUCGACUUUUGCUACUAAUAUUGAUUCCAUGCAUCUGUGCUCUUAUCCUUUUGUUGGUGAUCCUACUUACUUUUGUAGGUGUGUUAGAAAAGACUUGCUUGUAUUCAAAUGGGAGUGAUAUCCUAGCCACGAAUGGUGACACCCCAGCGUCUGACAUUCCUUUGCCAAAUAUGGUUGAAAAUAUUUCAGGCGUGGCCCCCACAGUGGAUCUCAACAUGCCUCAGUCCUACUGGACCACAAGCCCUUUAUCCCAUGUUGAUAAAAUGCACAAAAAUACCAGUUUAUUUAGAGAGGCUCUACAGGAAAUUUCACUGAGUACUGUUACAGAAGCCCCAGGGCUCAAUUCUGGAUCUACAGAUGAUGAUAAUUUGACUGAAGCCCCUGAACACAACAUGUCAUCAUCUGCUGUUACAGUGGAGGAAAUUCUUUGGUCCACAGACACCUCCACCCAGAUCACAGACAGGAUGUCUGUGUUACCAACAUUAAGUCCUACUCACUCAGCUGCAUCGCAAGAAAUGGAUCUGAAAAAAAGUGCCUGCAUAAAUAUCACUUACAGCCAGUGCCAAAUGCUGCCAUAUAAUCACACCACUUUAACAUCAGUUCUUUCCAUCGUCAAAAGCAUUGAAAUGGAAAAGUUUCUCAAGUUCUUCAGUUAUCUCAAUCGCCUCAGCUGCUAUCAACACAUCAUGCUGUUCGGCUGUAGCCUGGCUCUUCCUGAGUGCAUCAGUGAUGGUGAUGACAGUCAAGGACUCCUGCCCUGCAGAUCAUUUUGUGAGGCAGCAAAAGAAGGUUGUGAACCAGUCUUGGGGAUGGUGAAUGCUUCUUGGCCAGAAUUCCUCAAAUGCUCCCAGUUCCAAAACAAAACUGAAAAUGACAACACUACGAGGGUCUGCUUCUCACCGCAGCAAGAGAAAGGAAAGCAAUUGCUAUGUGGUGGUGAUGAGAGCUUCUUGUGUUCCAGUGGAAUCUGCAUCCCUGGGAAACUGCAGUGUAAUGGUUACAAUGACUGUGAUGACUGGAGCGACGAGGCCCACUGCAACUGCAGUGAUGAUGCAUUCCACUGUAACACAGGAAAAUGUCUCAAUUACACCAUGGUCUGUGAUGGAUAUGACGAUUGUGGAGACCUGAGUGAUGAACAAAACUGUGACUGUGAUCCAGUAACACAACAUCGAUGUGGAGAAGGGAGAUGUAUAACAGUACAGUGGGUAUGUGAUGGGGACCAUGACUGCAUGGACAAGUCAGAUGAAGUCAACUGCUCAUGUCACAGCCAGGGUCUUGUGGAGUGCAGAAGUGGACAGUGCAUCCCCAGUGCUUUCCAGUGUGAUGGAGAUAAUGACUGUAAGGAUGGAAGCGAUGAAGAGAACUGUAGUGACAGUAAGGGUCAAACUCCUUGUCAGGAAGGAGACCAGAGAUGUACUUCCUGUCCUGAUUCUUGUGGCACCUCUUCCCUCUGUGAGAUGAGGAACAGCCAGACAAACUGUAGUCUAUGUGAGCCAAUUACCCUGGAACUCUGCAUGAACCUGCCAUACAACUACACUAGUUACCCAAACUACUUGGGCCAUAGGACUCAGAAGGAAGCAUCUAUCAGCUGGGAAUCUUCCCUUUUCCCAGCCUUGGUUCAGACCAACUGCUACAAGUAUCUUAUGUUUUUUGCCUGUACAAUAUUGGUACCAAAAUGCGACCCUCAAACGAAUCAGCGUAUCCCACCCUGCAGGGCACUGUGUGACCAUUCCAAGGAGCGCUGUGAGUCUGUGCUCGGGAUUGUAGGCUUGCAGUGGCCAGAAGACACAGACUGCACUCAGUUUCCAAAUGAAAACCAAGACAACCAAACCUGCCUAACACCUGAUGAAGAUGUUGAAGAGUGCUCACCGAGUCAUUUCAAAUGCCGCUCUGGGAGGUGUGUUCUGGCCUCCAGAAGAUGUGAUGGUCAGGCUGACUGUGAGGAUGAUAGUGACGAGGACAGCUGUGGCUGUAAAGAGAGAGGUCUUUGGGAGUGUCCCGCCAAGAAGUUGUGCAUCAAAUACACCAUGAUCUGUGAUGGCUUUCCAGAUUGCCCUGACAAGAUGGAUGAAAAGAACUGCUCAUUUUGCAAGAAAGAUGAGCUUGAAUGUACUAAUCAUGAGUGUGUGCCCCAUGACCUGUGGUGUGAUGGGCAUCUAGACUGCAGUGACAACUCCGAUGAAUGGAACUGUGUCAGCCUGUCUAAAAACAUGAGCUCCUUGACAUUCCUGACUAUUCACAGGUCAGCUACUGAUUACCACGUUUGUGCUGACGAGUGGCAAGAAAAUUUAAGCCAACUGGCCUGCAAUCAAAUGGGUUUAGGGGGACUGCCUACAACAGAAAUUGUACAAGAACCUGAAGAGCUACAGCAUCAGAAAUGGCUAAAACUGCACUCAGACUGGAAGAAUAGAAAUGCCUCUACAUUACAUGCCCUUCUAGUGAAAGGGCAGUCAUGUCAAAGCAGAAGCAAAGUGUCUCUUCUUUGUACCAAAGAAGAUUGUGGCCAUCGUCCUGCAGCUCGUAUGUACAAGAGGAUCCUUGGUGGCAGGACCAGCCGCCCAGGACGGUGGCCAUGGCAGUGCUCUCUGCAGAGUGAGCCAAGUGGGCACAUAUGUGGCUGUGUUUUGAUUGCAAAGAAGUGGGUCUUGACAGUAGCCCAUUGCUUUGAGGGGAGAGAGAAUGCUGCAGUUUGGAAAGUGGUGUUUGGUAUAAGCAAUCUGGAUCAUCCAUCAGUUUUCAUGCAAACCCGACUAGUGAAGACUAUUAUCUUGCAUCCACGGUAUAACAGAGCAGUGGUUGACUAUGAUAUCAGCAUUGUAGAACUAAAUGAAGAUAUCAGUGAGACAAGUUAUGUAAGGCCAGUCUGCUUACCAAGCAGGGAACAGUUGAUUGAGCCGGAUACCUACUGCUACAUCACAGGCUGGGGACACAUGGGCAACAAAAUGCCUUUUAAACUGCAAGAAGGAGAAGUUCGCAUUAUUUCCCUAGAACAAUGUCAGUCAUACUUUGACAUGAAGACCAUCACCAGCAGGAUGUUAUGUGCAGGCUAUGAGUCUGGCACUGUGGACUCGUGUAUGGGAGACAGUGGAGGCCCUCUUGUUUGUGAGCAGCCUGCAGGACGCUGGACGUUGUUUGGUUUAACAUCUUGGGGCUCUGUCUGCUUUUCAAAAGUUUUGGGACCUGGAGUUUAUAGUAAUGUGUCACACUUUGUUGAAUGGAUUGAAAGACAAAUAUACAUCCACACCUUUCUACUAAACUAACUCCAGAUGUGUAGAGUUGUGCUGACUGGCAGAAGGCAAAGAUCUUCAGCUCUUGAACAUUCAAGAUUUAGCAAGCAAGAAACUCAGGAGAGUUCUGAGCUCUAGGUGUUGUUGACAUGGAGCUAUGGAAAAUGAAAUAUAAGUGAACUGGUAAACUUCUGCCACUGAAGAUACCUUCUGGGUAGGUCUGAUAUGUUUGUAAUCCUUUGACUGCCUUUAGCUGUGUUGUGCUACCAUUCUAAGCACAACAAAAAAAGGCUUAAAGGAAGAUUUGGCCAGUUUCUGCCUUUCAGACCUCUAAAUUAAGCUGUAGCACAGAUUAGCAAACCUAUAAAAAGAUCCACUUAGUAGCACAUACUGUUUCCACCCACAAUUCUUGCAAUGAAGAGUAAAGUCAAUACAUUCACAGCAAUGAUGCCGAAGAGCUAUGCUAGCAAGGGAGAUCUAGGCAUCAAACUGCCACUUUAGUUGCCUUAAUCUAAAAUGGAAUACCUGCCUACUUCUGGAGUUGUCCAAGUAAAGUAAGUUUCUGCCACUUGGCUGGCACAGAACUGCGUACGUCUUGAUAGCACUGAGCAGCUUGGAGCCUCUCUCAUGCCUAAACAUUAUCAGUGUCCCCCUACAUACUUUACCAGCAGGGGAUGAACUGGUGAUGAGUUGUCACUGCCACCCUUUUAUCCAAUUGCUUAGAUUACUCAACUCGAAUGUGGGAAACCCCAGUUCAAAUUUUCACUGCCUUCAAUCCCCAUCUCCCCUUUCCCAGAAGAGUGCCCUAACCAACAGGUUGGGCUUCUUAAAUUUCUUUUUGUUGUUUCAAUUUGUUCUUUAAGUUGUUUCUCAAUAACUAAACAUUCUUUGACUGAGAUGGAGAAUGAUUUCAUAGCUGGGUAGGUAGAGCACUUACAUGAGGAGGAAAAUUUGGAUGCCAGCCUGCGCCAGAUGUAUAACUAGCAAAAUUGGCACCCUGGGUGGAGACCAGAGAACACAGGGGUGGUGGUAAGAUGCUGAGCAAAAAAGUCUACUGGAGACUCAAAGAUCCAGCUGGUACUGCCAUGAAAUGUUCUCCCCACACACCAGCCAGCAGCAGCUGCUGCUACCACACAUGCUUCCCAUCUACUGGCAGCUGGGCUUCCCAGGGGCCACCAUUUUGGCAGUUCCCUAUAAAUUGAUGCCUGGGGCAGAUGUGCUGCUCUCCCACCCUUAGUUAUGCUACUGUUUUAAUGCAUGUUUUGUAUCCAAAGCAGAAAAGGCAGAUGGAGCACGCUCCUUCAGUGUGGAGGAUCCUGGGCUCAAAACUAGUCAUGUAGAAGGGGUAUUUGAACUUGGGCUCUCCAUAUCUUAAGACAGUAGUCUUCUUGCUGUCUUAAAUGAGUACUGUACCCAUGGAACUAUUGUGCAGCCUAAGCAAUUAAUGGCAGAAGAGGACCAAUGGCUGAGAAUCCAAAAGUGGAGAUAGCCACUUCCAUCUUCCAGGGGUGAAGCAUUUUCUAUAGCCUAGCUCACACAGAUCCCACUCCGAACACUGA
Molecule: messenger RNA, 4848 nt
Organism: Gavialis gangeticus (Gharial)
Lineage: Eukaryota; Metazoa; Chordata; Crocodylia; Gavialidae
Gene: CORIN
Product: corin, serine peptidase
Exons: 21
Coding region: 20-3322 (1100 amino acids)
Biological process (GO): regulation of blood pressure; peptide hormone processing; acrosome reaction
Cellular component (GO): membrane
Molecular function (GO): serine-type endopeptidase activity; protein binding
Source: RefSeq, a predicted model, not a curated record